GGGAGGCUGGAAAGCCAAAGUGGCAGAGAUUGUGGAGGGCCAUGGGCGGCAAAAGCUUCGACUUUCUCUUCACUUCCUCCGCCCUACAAAUACUCAGCACUCCCCCCCUUCUUCUCAUACCUUGCAGGACUAAUUAAAUCCCCUGCUUCCCUCUCGUUUCGCCCCUCCUCCUACGUCCUCAGCUGUCUCACAAUCACCAAAGGACGCGCCUUUAAUGGCGGAUAUCACUGUAUCUCUUCCCCAACCAUGCCUGCGAACCAAUUUCACCUCCGGCUACCAAUUCCACCCUCCGGCAACACCGGAACCCAACAUUUGGUUAACGAAAAUGAGCGUCCUUGCGCAGGAGGAAGACAAGGAGAGAAUCGAUAUCUGGAACUCAAUCCAGAGCGAAAAACAGAACACCAAAUCUCCAUCACCGCCCUACAUCCACCCUCUUCGCUCUUCCACUCUCAUGAGCCAAAAGAGCUUAGAGAUUUGCACUGAAAGCCUCGGUUCCGAGACCGGCUCCGAUGGAUUCUCCUCCGGCGACGAAUUUGACUUCUUCUCUUCCUCGGAUUCCGAAACAGAGAAAGCAACAGAGGAAGAAACAGAAGAAGAAGCAGGGGAGGAAACAGGGGAAGUGAAGAAGGAGAAAAAAGAACUCCCGACUGUCAAUUACCACUGCUCCAUCGGCCGGCGAUCUCCGGCGAGGUCUUUCCCUCCUCCUCUUUCUUCCAUCUCUCGCCGCGACGGCCCUUGCCUCAAGAUGCUCCCUCACCGACGCGAUGGCCGCCUCGUUGUUGAAGCCAUCCCCGUCCCCUCUCAGACUUACCUCCACGCCGAACGCCACGGCGGCCGUCUCCUACUCUCCUUCAUCAACUCCUCCUCUCCCUCAAACACAACUCCCUCCAUUCCUCUCCCACAGAAAAAAGCAGAACCAGAAGAAGAAGAAGAAGCAGAGGAAGUUGAAGAAGAAGAAGAAGAAGUGGAAGUGGUAGACAGGGGAACCAUAGUGGAAGUCAAAGUCAGCGGCUUGGCAGCAGUGAAAGUCCACCGCUCUUCUCUCGUCAUCAACAAAUUCGUCGUCGGCUCCCCCCUCACCGCCGCCGAUGUUAGUCAGCCCGCCACCACAACGGCGGCGGCAGCGGCGGUGGCGGCGUCCUCCAUAAGCGCUCCGGCUUCCACGUCAGAGGGAUUCCACUACAACUAUCUUCACCACCAUCAGGACACCCCGUGGGGCCCGCAGUCGCUGGCCGCGGCCGCGACGGCGGACGCGAAGCUUCUGUUUGCGUCGAGGAGGCUGAGAAGGGAGGAGUUGCUGUUGCUUCAUGAUAUGCGGCGGUGCAGCGAGCUCCGGCGGCCGCUGUUCAUUUUCGAGCAGCCCCAUUGCAUUGCGACUUCAUCUUGAUGGCCGGGCCGAGAUUUCUGCAUUGGAUUUUGACUCGUAGCUAUCCGUUCUUCAUAUCUUAUUGAAUCAUUUGUGACCGCCACUCACCGGCGUUGAUGACUUUGUUAAGCCGAUAAAAUGUAUUGCUCGGAAGUAUUAGUGUGGUAUUAUAUUAUUAUUA
Messenger RNA from Phalaenopsis equestris, 1547 nucleotides. Its product is annotated as protein FAF-like, chloroplastic. The record is from RefSeq and is a predicted model, not a curated record. NCBI's taxonomy places the organism in Eukaryota, Viridiplantae, Streptophyta, Magnoliopsida, Asparagales, Orchidaceae.